Molecule: messenger RNA, 1140 nt
Organism: Penicillium argentinense
Lineage: Eukaryota; Fungi; Ascomycota; Eurotiomycetes; Eurotiales; Aspergillaceae
Product: wax synthase family protein
Exons: 1
Coding region: 1-1140 (379 amino acids)
Source: RefSeq, a predicted model, not a curated record
AUGUUUCUCGCUCUCGUGUCCGCCACUUCAGGCUCUUUCUCAGUCUUUGUCGCCUGCGUUGCCCUGAACACAUCCCAGCCGAAUCGACUGUACUUUUGCUUACCGAUUGUUCUCUGUGGUGCUAUCGGGUUUCUCGCCAGUAAGGAGCUUGACGACAUUCUCCCGGGACUCGGUCAACUCUGGGGCCAUGCCAUUGUGUCCCAUGUCAUCCACAACACGGCUGUGUUAUACAUUGAUAAGUGGACUCUACAACCCAGUCAUGAACGCCAAGGCUGGGAUAUACACGCCGCAUACAAAAUCUGCGUCAAUCCACAACUUCUUGGCACCCACCAGGAAGUCCCUCAUGCUCGUCCAGUGAGCACAAGCCCGUCACGCUUCGCAUUCCUUCGAAAACGGCUCGGUCAACUACUUGUCCUUCAAGUACUCAAUGAGUUUGUCAUUACUCCUGCCUACAUAUUGAGCUUUGCACCGAUCUCGGCCGAGGACUUUUCACCGACGAAGAUGGUCUACUUUCGCCGGCUCCUUCUCGGACCCUCAGUGACAAAAUUUGAAACCAUGCUUAGGGCCGCCUUCUCCGUUCGCUGGAUCUGGGAUAAUUAUAUCGGUCUAUGCUAUGCUCAAACGGCACUCGCCAUUCUGUUCUCAGUCAUCCUUCAUUGGGACGAACCGUGGGAGUGGCGACCGUUCUUUGGUAGCCCGCUCGAGGCGUGGAACAUGCGGCGCUUCUGGGGGAUUUUCUGGCACCGCCUCGUCUACAGACCAUACACGAAGUGGGGGCUGUGGUUUUCUCGCAAAGUGCUUCGGAUUCCAUAUGGGUCUCGUGCCGAGAAGGCUUCGGUGGUAAUGCUUGUGUUUUUACUGUCGGGCGCCAUACAUGCACUAGUUACUUGGCACGCAACUGGCUGCGGGUACUGGGGCGAUAUCCAGUGGUUUUUACUCAAUGGUUUUGUCGUUGCAGGCGAGACAAUAGUGGUAAAACCGCUAUCACGGUGCUUCAGCACAGAAGAAAAUAGGGCACGUCGAGUUCUGUGGUUUCGACUCGCGGGCUAUGUGUGGGUUUUCACUUUUCUAUUUUGGAGCGUUCCUAAGUGGGAGUACGGUAAAAUUUACUGUGGCCUGUCUAAGAGUAGAGUGGUCUAG